Drosophila hydei is the source of this 2105-nucleotide messenger RNA. RefSeq names its product actin-related protein 8 (gene Arp8). The record is from RefSeq and is a predicted model, not a curated record. NCBI's taxonomy places the organism in Eukaryota, Metazoa, Arthropoda, Insecta, Diptera, Drosophilidae. Gene Ontology annotation, biological process: double-strand break repair; regulation of DNA-templated transcription. Bases 176 to 2002 code for a protein of 608 amino acids. Gene Ontology annotation, cellular component: Ino80 complex. The transcript has 2 exons.
GAAUUUUGUUAUCGCAAACUUGAUCGAUGUGCGAUAACAUAACGCGUGUAUUGAGAACGCAGCAUUUGGGCGUGCGCACAGUUGCAAUUCGAUUCGAUAAGAGUGAGUACCAUGCAAGCCUUAAAAUAUUUGCACCGGCUGCCGCAGCCGAUUUCCCAGCCUUCCAUAAGUUAUAAUGCAGCGUUCGCGGGCGAGCAGCACAAGCAGCGGACGUGCACCGAACACACAACCGCCAACUUGCCAGCCGUUAGAGGCGCCCAAAAUAAUUAUUAUACAUCCGGGGUCGCAACAUUUGCGUAUUGGACGUGCCGCCGACCUCAAUCCGUUGACCAUUCUGCAUGCGGUCGCCUACAGGCGUAUACCUCAAGACGGAGAUGCGCCGCAUCACGAUCCAUUGCUACCGGCACUGGACAACCUGAACUCCACUCGGCUGCAAGCGGAGUUUGAGGAGCAACGUCUGGCUGUCUCUCGCCUGCUGCAGCAUUGCGUGGUCGAUGAACAGAAUCGUUUGCGUGUCGCUACGCCGCCCCAGCAGCUGGCUCACUUCAAUCGCAGCAGCAUCGCCGAGCAAGUACCGUCACCUGUGCCGCUUGAAGAGGACAAGAACUGGCAUAGCGAAGCGCCUGUGCUCUUCGAUGAGCAAAUUCUCCGCUUGAGUGCCAGCGACGCCCACAAUUAUGAUAUACACUUUCCUAUCCAGCGCGGCGAGCUGAAUGUGCAUGGCGGAAAGGGUGGCUCCCUGCAGGCAACAUUGUCGCACCUGGAACACAUCUGGUCGCAUGCUCUGGAGCAAUGUUUGGGUAUAUCACUUCGAGAGUUGUGCACGCAUAGCGCCGUUCUCGUUGUGAACGAUGUGUAUGUGCGACGGCAUCUGCGCGAGGCAAUGACCCUGUUGCUGCAGCGAAUGGGGUUCCAGCGCUGCUUCCUUGUUCAGGACAGCGUGGCUGCCACCUAUGGCGCUGGCAUUGGCUAUGGCUGUGUGGUGGACAUUGGCGCCCAAAAGACUUCGAUUGCGUGCAUCGAGGAUGGCAUAUCGCAGCUGGAUGCACGCGUCCGCAUCAGCUACGGCGGCGGUGACAUUGACCAGGUGCUGCUCAUGCUGUUGCGGAAAUGCGGAUUUCCCUACCGCGAAUGCUGUGUGCAGGAGAGCUAUGUGGAUGCCCAGCUGUUAGACGAGCUAAAGGAGCGGUUCUGCCAUUUGAACGCGAACGUUUGUGGGGCACAGGAGAAGCAUUUCACACUUCGUCAACCGCAAGGCCAAUGGGUGCGCUACACCCUUCAAGUGGGCGAUGAGGCAAUCAUGGCACCCUUAGCUCUCUUCCAUACAGAGCUACUGAACAUAACGGGUAAAACAAGGGCUGUGCACACGCAGCAAUCGGCGCAGGAGCAGUAUGACUGUGAGGAUUGCUGCGAUGCCGAGUAUCUACGAGAGACUGGACGACGCAAUGGUGUGCGUGCCGGAGAUAUGAGCAUCAUUGGUAACUCUUCUGCGCCCAUAUUCAACUCGACUAAGCCGCCACAGCUGCCCAUCACGGCCGACGAUGAGGAGCUGAUUGUGGUCGACCAGGAUGACACGACAGUCAGCAGCAACAGCAACUCCCAGCAGCAACUGUUGCAGCAACAGAUGCCCAAGUCGAGCAAUGCGUGGUACUUCAAUGCAGGCGGCCAGGUCGUGUCGCUCGAUCAGGCUGUCAUACGUGCGAUUGGACGCUGUGGCAGCUAUGAGACGCGGCGCAAAAUGUUUGGCGCCAUUCUGCUAGUGGGCAGCAGUGCCAAGAUGCGCGGAUUGGCCGCUUGGCUGGAGCAGCGUAUCAGCCAGCAGGUUCCACCCGGCCUUGAAGUCAAUGUCUUUAGCAAGGGCAUGGAUGUGGGCAUGGUCGCGUGGAAAGGCGCCGCCAUCAUGUCGGUACUAGAGAGCGCACGCGAACUGUGGAUCACGCAGCGGGAAUGGCAACGCUAUGGCCUACGCAUCCUGCGCGAACGUUCGCCCUUUCUCUGGUGAUAUCGGAUGUGUACAGCUAAUUGAAAUUGUGUAUUUAUGCAUUUAAGAAAUUAUAUUACUUUUAUAAGCGCCAAUUGAAUUGAGAAAUAUUUCAUAAAUUUUA